GAAGGGCGGGGCUGAGCCGGCCGGGCUGUGCAGACCUUUCCUUUGUGUCGUCUCUGUGCCCUGCGAACCGCGAGCUCCCACGAAACCUCGGUCUCUUUGCUGGUGCUUGAGCGUCGGGGAGCGGCGGAGGCAGGCUGUCUGCAAACACCCAGCUGGCGAAGGCGGGACUUCCGCAUCCCGUCGGAAGUGACGCGACAGUCGCGGCCGCCGCCAGGUGGAACGGCAGUUCCCCAUUCCCUUGUCGACCUGGACAGUUAGCCGGUCCGCCCCAACUCUCGGAACCAUGUUUGCAGACUUGGAUUAUGACAUCGAGGAGGACAAACUGGGAAUCCCCACUGUGCCGGGGAAAGUGACCCUGCAGAAGGACGCCCAGAACCUGAUUGGGAUCAGCAUUGGGGGUGGGGCCCAGUACUGCCCCUGCCUCUAUAUUGUCCAGGUGUUUGACAACACGCCUGCAGCCUUGGAUGGCACCGUGGCAGCUGGGGAUGAAAUCACUGGGGUCAAUGGCAAGUCCAUCAAAGGCAAAACUAAGGUGGAGGUGGCAAAGAUGAUUCAGGAGGUAAAGGGGGAGGUGACCGUCCACUACAACAAGCUGCAGGCGGACCCCAAGCAGGGCAUGUCCCUGGACAUUGUGUUGAAGAAGGUCAAGCACCGCCUGGUGGAGAACAUGAGUUCCGGGACGGCCGAUGCCCUGGGCCUGAGCCGGGCCAUCCUGUGCAAUGAUGGACUGGUAAAGCGGCUGGAGGAGUUGGAGCGGACUGCUGAGCUGUACAAAGGGAUGACAGAACACACCAAGAGCCUCCUUCGAGCCUUUUAUGAGCUGUCACAGACACACCGGGCCUUUGGGGACGUGUUUUCUGUGAUUGGGGUGCGGGAGCCCCAGCCAGCAGCAAGCGAGGCGUUCGUGAAGUUUGCCGAUGCACACCGCAGCAUUGAGAAGUUUGGCAUUCGCCUGUUGAAAACCAUCAAGCCGAUGCUGACAGACCUGAACACCUAUCUCAACAAAGCCAUCCCUGACACGCGCCUCACUAUCAAAAAGUACCUGGACGUGAAGUUCGAGUACCUGUCUUACUGCCUGAAGGUGAAGGAGAUGGACGACGAGGAAUACAGCUGCAUCGCCCUAGGAGAGCCCCUGUACCGGGUGAGCACAGGCAACUACGAGUACCGCCUGAUCCUGCGCUGCCGCCAGGAGGCUCGUGCCCGCUUCUCCCAGAUGCGCAAGGACGUACUGGAGAAGAUGGAGCUGCUGGACCAGAAGCAUGUCCAGGACAUCGUGUUCCAGCUGCAGCGCUUUGUGUCCACCAUGUCCAAGUACUACAAUGACUGCUACGCGGUGCUGCGUGACGCCGACGUCUUCCCCAUCGAGGUGGACCUGGCACACACCACUUUAGCCUAUGGCCCCAGCCAGGGAGGGUUCAUGGACGGAGAGGAUGACGAUGAGGAGGAGGAGGACACCACAGCUAGGGAGCUGUCCAGGGGUGCUCGUGGGGCCGCAGGGCCCAUGGACAAGGGUGGAAGCUGGUGUGACUCCUGAGCGCCCGUGGACGGACCUGGGGGGUAGGGCAGCUGGAGGACCGCAGAGGGAGCGGGGCAGGGCCACAGCACAACAGUGUGGUGUGGCGCAUAAAGGCCUGCUGGCUUGGGGCGCCUGCCUUCCUGCUCCUCUGUCCUUGCACAGCGAUCCCGGGCCUCAGCCUGGGCCCUGGAUACUGGCCCCAACCUUGCUUCCUACUGAAGGAGAGCUGGGCCUCUGGACCUGCCCUAGGGAGGAGAGGACAGAAAGGAGGACGGGAAAUGGGCAGAGCACAGGACUAUUCCUGUAGGCGCCUGUGUGGUGCCCAGCCUGCCAGGAGUGGGAGCCAGGUGGGCAGCUGAGGCUGGGGCCAGCAUCCAGGCGGCCCCCAGUCUACAUGCACACUUCGGCUGCCUGUAUUUAUUUGUUCCAGGCUUAGCCUCUCUUGGAGAAGGGCUGAGUGCUGGGCCUGUACUGAAUAAACAGAAACCCAGA
Molecule: messenger RNA, 2008 nt
Organism: Jaculus jaculus (lesser Egyptian jerboa)
Lineage: Eukaryota; Metazoa; Chordata; Mammalia; Rodentia; Dipodidae
Gene: Pick1
Product: protein interacting with PRKCA 1
Exons: 13
Coding region: 284-1534 (416 amino acids)
Biological process (GO): intracellular protein transport; dendritic spine maintenance; positive regulation of receptor internalization
Cellular component (GO): neuron projection; postsynaptic density; trans-Golgi network membrane
Molecular function (GO): protein domain specific binding; phospholipid binding; protein kinase C binding
Source: RefSeq, a predicted model, not a curated record